Sabethes cyaneus is the source of this 1282-nucleotide messenger RNA. Its product is annotated as UPF0415 protein C7orf25 homolog. Lineage: Eukaryota; Metazoa; Arthropoda; Insecta; Diptera; Culicidae. The transcript has 3 exons. Bases 93 to 1211 code for a protein of 372 amino acids. The record is from RefSeq and is a predicted model, not a curated record.
UUUCUUCAAACUCCGUUUAUACGUCAAAUCCAUCAUAAAACAGCAAAUAUCUUUAUAGAUUUAAAAUCAAUUUGCUUCGCCCUUGGUUCGUGAUGCAAAAUGAUUACACUUUGGAAGAACUCACCGAUUUGGCUCAGGAAAAAAUUGUUUUGGGUGAACAGCUGUUGAAAGAUUUAGAAAAACUAGAGUCGGUUGACGGAGUACGGAAGAUUUCCAAAAAGAUUAACCAAGAGCUGAAGUUCUUGAAUAAGGUGAGAAACAAUAAAACAGUGACUAUCAACCAUAUUUUGUGCAGCAAUCUAACACAUUUCGGAUGCCUAGUGCAGUGUCUACUAAAUUGUGAAAAGGUAAUCCACAUCGAUUACCCAUUGCCACUGGAAGAUCGUGUUUCCAAGCUACGCGUUGACAUAGUGGCAGAUGAAGGUGCCACCUGGAUCAAGGUUAUAGCUCGUAAUCCAAAAUCACUCAGUGAUGCGGUUCACGGUCGAACAAGCUAUGGUUCAAAAAACAUACUUGAACAAGCGGCCGAAUACUUGGAGGCAGCUGAAUCAUAUCCCCAUAUGUUCAAACCACCACGGGUGGUGUUCCGCUUUCUCAGCGAUAUUGAUAAUGAUCUAAUCUCUAAACUACAGACAGUUGGAAUUACUGUCUUGGUUUCGCAAACUUCAGAGCCUGUCCCCCGAGCCGAAACUACGUAUGUCAAAAGUCUUAAUUUGGAUAUCACCACACUAAUUGCGUACGUGAGUGCUAUGACUAACGGAUCGGCUAAUUGGGAGUACAACGAACCGCUGCUCACUGAACAAGCUCAAUGGGAAAGAGAGAGCCCAAUCAAACCAAUUUUGGAUGAGUAUUUUGACGGAAAAGAACUACUUUGCUGUGAGACGGCUUGUAACUCCUUUAAUGAAAUACUCUCGAUUUUGGGAGGAUCAAAAGAAAAAUCGCGAGCAACAGAUCUCUUUCGUCGGAUACAUCUAUUACCGGAUGUUACGCUAACAGAGGAAAUGAAAAACAUUCGCGUAGGAGGCAAAAUAAAGGCUAGAAGUUUGCAAAUAUUUGCAUUCGGUUUAAGGCACAAAGCCGUCACGGUAACCUCGAACGAAGGUUUCCUGCGUGCGGCUCGAAUGCAAGGACUGGAAAUUCCGGCAUUUGUACAUGAUGCCCGAGCCUUGACGGAAGAAAAGGAGAAAAAUGCACGCAUGUUACAAAAAUGAUGUAACCGUAACAUAUAUUGUGAUUUGUAAAAUAUGAAACCGAAUGUGUUCGUUUAAAACAACUAUAUCUG